Messenger RNA from Chionomys nivalis (European snow vole), 1528 nucleotides. RefSeq names its product alveolar macrophage chemotactic factor-like. NCBI's taxonomy places the organism in Eukaryota, Metazoa, Chordata, Mammalia, Rodentia, Cricetidae. Gene Ontology annotation, biological process: inflammatory response; antimicrobial humoral immune response mediated by antimicrobial peptide; chemokine-mediated signaling pathway. Gene Ontology annotation, cellular component: extracellular region. The coding region runs from base 117 to 506 and encodes 129 amino acids. The record is from RefSeq and is a predicted model, not a curated record. The transcript has 4 exons. Gene Ontology annotation, molecular function: CXCR chemokine receptor binding; chemokine activity.
GAAGAAACAAGCGCAGAUAAAAAGGGGGUACAGCGGAUUUGAGAGCAACACAGUGCUCUAGAGCCACCUCCAGCAUCUCUAGAACUGGUGCUCCCUAGUCCAGGAUCUUGUCCACAAUGAGCCUCCUGCCCUGCCGUUCUGCCCACAUCCCUGGAGGUUCCCGCUCGCUGUUCGCGGUGCUGUCGUUUCUGCUGCUGCUCACACUGUCGCAGCAUCUAGCUGAAGGAGGUCCUUCCGCGGUCUUAACCGCCACAACGGAGCUGCGUUGCGUUUGUUUAACCAUAACUUCAAGAGUUAAUCCCAAAAUGAUCGCUAAUAUGGAGGUGAUCGCUGCAGGUCCACAGUGCCCCAGGGUGGAAGUCAUAGCUAAGUUGAAGAACAAGAAGGAGGUCUGUCUGGACCCAGAAGCUCCUCUGAUGAAGAAAAUCAUUCAGAAAAUACUGGACAGUGGAAAUAAGAAAACCAAGAGAAAUGCACUUGCCCUGGAAAAAUCACCCAGUACUUAACAGAAAAAUCUCUGAGGACUGGCCCCAUUGAAGACAAGAAAGAAGGGCUGAUUUUUUUUUCCCCUAGUAAUUUUCUUUGUGAACUCCUGGCUUUGAAGAGGAAAGGGAAGCCGCUGUCCCGGCAGCUUUCUGCUCAGUUCAGGAGCGUAUUUAGCAAAGCACAUCCCAUUCUUGUCUACUGUCUGUUACACUAUUGGGAAUUGUGGCAUUUUAGCUUGUAAGUCAAGACUCUUUGGUUGUUAAUUUUUUACAAUGUUUUGAAUUGAAAGUGACUAUUGCAUUUUGUCUCUAGAAAAAAUAUAUAUAUAUGUCUGUUUAUGCAUGUAUAUCUUGUAGUGUUCAUAGGAAGGCUGUGGAAUUAACAUAUGAAUGAAGUUCUUUUAGAAGUUGUUGAUGGGGACACCUUCAUCCUUUCUCAUAUGAAAUGGGAACUGUGUUGCUGUUGCUGCCUGUGUGUGUUCAUCUUUCUUACAACUGAGCCUGGGGUGGUAUAUAACUUUAUGAUAUUAGCAAGCUGGUAUGCCAUGCAGAAACCUGUAUAGAAUACAUUUCCUUAUUUAGAAUUUCUAAAUCUGUAAGUUCUAGAAGGAUUGAUGUAUUCUCAUCUUACAAUUUUAGACAUUUGAUGUCUUCUUAGUAUGGCAUAAUGUCAUGACUUAUCAUCAAACUUAUUGUGUGCUAUUUAUUGCCUAGAUGACUAGUAUUAUGAUUCGGGUCACUAAGUGCAUGUUAUAGGUAGAUGAAGAAGAUAAGAAGCAGGUAAAUUCCUGUCUAGUUUUCAUAAAAACACAUUUAACAGCUAUUUUUAGUAAGAGAAACUUUAGCAAGUAUCUAUACUCGUAGAGUUUUGAAAACAUGCUUAACGAGUUUGAAUAUGAAUGCAUCACCUUGCCUUCUCCAAACAUAUGUGCAUUGUUAAGGUAUUUAAAUGUCUACAGUCUUUUUGAGAAUUUGAUGGCUUCGUUAUGAGGAAAUUAAUGUAUGCAUCAUAUCCAUUAUUUUAAGAUUGUUCUUUUUAAAGU